CAAAUGGCAAAAGAAGUUUCUGUAGACUUUAUAAAGAAUGAAACAUUUCUGAAAAAUUCUUGAAUCAUUUUCUAAAACGCGACAUUCUUUCUGCGACUUUUCAGGAAGAGAGAUUUUGGAAACCAGACAACGAGGCUGAAUACGAACCAGAAGAAGAAUCUCGAUGAUGAUCUUGUCCUCCUAGCUUUAAUAAUCAUCCCUGGUUGGUCCUCACAAGAAUAAAUAAUCCUCUGUUUUGGUCCUCUGUUUUGUCUCUGUUUUGUUCUAAUCCUCUGUUUUCGUCCUCUGUUUCGUCUCUGUUUUUUUCACCAUUCUUUGCUGGUAAUUCGUUACGAUCUCUCUUUCGUCUUUUUUUUACGCAAAUCUCGAUAUAUCUCAUUGAUUUCACCAAACCCUUGUCUCCAAAUCUCAUUAUUUCAAUUUUCAUUCCCAAAAACAAAAAGAAAAUCUCUUUUUUUUAAAAAAAAAAAUCUGUUUUAACGAUUAUCAUGGGCUGUGCGAGCUCGAAGCACCACCGUAAGAAAUGCAUCCAUUGCCGGAGAGGAUAUUCUCCGGUAGACAUUCAGCGAAGCAAAUCUGUGCGCCACCCAUCGCAACGCUCCGACGAUAGCCCCCACAUGGUCCCUCUCAGCUCCUCCAGCUUCGGAUCUCUCAAGCUCUGCGACUACUCUUUCGGACAAGACCACAAAGACUUGCUAGACUUCAGCGGGAAGCUUGUCGCCGACCAAACGGGAGAUGGGUUUGGUCCUAAGGAAGUCAGAGAGAGGCCAGACAAGGAGAGGUCGAGUUUGGAAAUGCAGGCUAAGCUCAUGGAAGCUAAAGUAUGGUCAAGUAUGAUGAGCGGGAAGAUCCCCAAGAUUGUGCCCAAGACUCCUAUCUUGACGCCUCCGGGAGAGCCGGAGACGAUCAAUACUUGGGAGAUGAUGGAUGGGCUUGAAGAUGGACUUCGUUCACCAAACCACGUUAGCAGCUUCUCCUUUGAACUUGCUCGUGGUGGUGAUUGUGAACGUACAAAGUCGAAUUGUGAUCUAAAGCCAUUGUGGCUUCAGAUGGAGGAGGAAGAAGGGCUCGACGAUUUCGAUCCAGAGAUCAUUUCUUCGUUCAGGAAGUCUCUCCAAGAACUCCCUUCUAAUCAUCCUUUCCACAUUUCGGUUCAUGAUUUGAAACUAAACCCACAGUUUGAGUUCUCUGAUGAAGAAGAUGAAGAGGAGGAAGCUGUUGGUAAAGACAAAGUGAUACUCUACUUCACAAGCCUUAGAGGUAUAAGGAAGACAUAUGAAGAAAGCUGUGAUGUUAGAGUUAUACUGAAAAGCCUUGGGAUUAGAGUGGAUGAGCGAGAUGUAUCGAUGCAUUCGGGUUUUAAAGAUGAGCUGAAGGAGCUGCUAGGUGAUAAAUUUAGCAAUGGUGUUGGGAUCACAUUGCCUAGAGUUUUCUUGGGGAGGAAGUAUCUCGGAGGAGCUGAGGAGAUUAGGAAGUUGAAUGAAGAUGGGAAGCUUGAGAAGCUUCUACAAGGAUGCGAGAGGGUGGAAGAAAACAGAGAUGGUAAUGGGGUAGAAUGUGAGGCUUGUGGAGAUGUAAGGUUUGUGCCUUGUGAGACGUGUUCAGGGAGUUGCAAAGUGUACUAUGAAGAUGAAGAUGAAGAUGAAGAAGAUGAUGAUGAUGAGAGUGUAAAGGAAGGAAGAGAGUAUGGGUUUCAAACAUGUCCUGAUUGCAAUGAGAAUGGACUCAUUAGAUGUCCUCUUUGUUGUGUUUGAACAUACACAAAAAGGGAAAAGAUUAACUCUUGUUUUUGUUUGUUUACUACAUUGGAGUUUUGAGUCGCUUGUGGGUUUUCUUGCCUCUACAGAUUUUGUUGUAC
This is a messenger RNA of Brassica oleracea var. oleracea, 1858 nucleotides long. RefSeq lists its product as uncharacterized. NCBI's taxonomy places the organism in Eukaryota, Viridiplantae, Streptophyta, Magnoliopsida, Brassicales, Brassicaceae. The coding region runs from base 489 to 1754 and encodes 421 amino acids. The transcript has a single exon. The record is from RefSeq and is a predicted model, not a curated record.